UGUAGAAAUGCAGUAAAUGAGCUGCCAUACCCUAGGUUUAGAUGAAAUUACGCCCCUGCCAUGAAGACCUCAAACCCUGGGAGCUUCAUCCUCAUUCUCCAUUGAAUAAAUUACAGCUUGAUCAGGUUUAUCACUAGGGGGUGCCAUCCAACCAACUAUGUGGGUUUCAUACUGUACUGUUCUGAAGGAGGGCCCAAUAGUUCUAUAUCUUGUCCCAUAAUAAGUCUAAUUUCUUCUCUUGCUGCGAAAGGUUGCCUCCAUGCUGAUUUAAAAUAGUUGCCUACACAGCUGUCUAGAACUAUGUAGACAACCUUUUACAUAACAGAAGUCCAAUUUUUGUUAACUGUUGCUGCCAACUACUUUAUAGUCCUGACAUGGAAUUUUACAGGCAAAUUACAGUCCAUGCUGUUUUAAAAAACUGUAUGUGGUGACCUCCACAAAACCCAACAAUAAGAUAAGAUAGAAAUCGGUAGAAAUGAAUGGCACUUAGCCCAAAGGCCGGCAGAUGGCGAUAUCAUGGACUCAGUUUCGUUAGUUUCGUUUUUACCUAAAGUUUGCCAGAAAUAGAAAGUGAAAGUGAUGCUGCGGUAGUCGCCUCAAGUCGCGUCUUUUCCAUUUGAUUUUUUCCCAAGGCUGUGGAUAGUCAAUGAGAUCGAUAAAGGAGGUGGACCCCUUGGACUUCUUAACUCAACAACAGUAGUCCAGCAAUAGAUACGAUAAAACGAUAGCCCUGAUGUCACGAAGAAGUUACUCAAUGUUCUACCGUAGUUGGAGUCUACCUAUCGAGAGUAGGUCACAAGGCCUAAGAGGUCUGCUGAACUAUGGCCUGUCAUGCUGUGUGAAUGCUCUGCUGCAGUCCUUCUCUGCCACCUGGGAACUGGUAGAUCUGCUAGAAGGGUGGAACCCAGUUGACAAGGAGAGUGUCCCUUUGUAUCUGAGGAAGGUGCUGCUAGCCAUGCAGAGUGACCAAUCCCAGCCUGCUCCUCAUAAAGACUUCCUGCACUGCCUGGACAGAAAUUACAUCCGCAGUAUGAGUAACAAUGUUCAGCAGGAUGCAGAUGAGGUAUUCCUUUCCAUUUUAAACCUUAUCCAACAACAGAUGAGUGACAAGGCCUUGGCUCAGGAGAUUCAGUCUCUGUACAAGGUUACCGUGGAGACACACCUUCAGUGUCUAGAAUGUACAUACAUCGAAACUGGGACCAGCUUUCUACUCAGCCUCCCCAUGCACAUAAGGGAGAGCCAUGACUCCCUGGAGGACUGCAUACGGUUCUUCUUCGAGCUUCUGGAGCUAAGUGAUGGAGAUAAGUGCUACUGUGAAAGGUGUGGAGAGAAGAAGCCAUCCAAACAGGGCUUCAAACUUAUCUCCCUGCCACCUGUCUUGUGUCUUCACCUGAAGAGAUUCCGUAAUUCCCGUGGUUACACCAGGAAACUACACUGCAAAGUCACCUUCCCAGAAACCCUGAACAUUUCUGAGAUCUUGACAGUAGAGGCACUGUCAGAACGUUAUGUACAGAGUGACAGCCAGUACAGUUUGUGUGCAGUCAUAGUGCACUCCGGCGAUGCCAUGUUUGGACACUACACAGCAUACCUUCGUCACAAGGACCAGAGCUGGUACCACGCUAAUGAUAGUUCUGUACGGCAGGUUAGCUGGAAGGAAGUACAGAACACCUAUGGAGGAAGUCUAAGAGAAGACACAGCAUAUAUGCUGCUCUACAGACGAACCCCAGAGGGAAAGCAACAGGAGUGGUCCUCAGGCUGACGGAGCUAAAGGGUUAAAGAGUGGAGACUGGAGACCGUAGGAAUCAAGGACCAAACACAAAGUGCACUCACUGCAGGGUGAACUACCUAGUGGAGGGGUUGUUGUCUUCAUGCAGCAUUGGGGAUGUAAUUUAUCUGGAUUAUUGUCACUUUAAAAUGAUGGGUAAUGGGUCAUUGUUUAUGUGCAAUUACAUGGAUUUGUUUAAGUAUAUUUGGUGUGGUGUGUAUAUGUUUUGAGGUUUUGUUUAUACUGGAUAUGUCGGACAUUCACAGGGCAUUACUGAGCUUAGCCAAUAGGUGGAGGCAAAGACUCUUCACCCUGUCAUUAGUACAGUCAUCUUGUAAGCUCCAGAGACUGACUACACGUUCUGAAACCACUAUAAGACGGGUGGUUUGAAGAGAGUGCUGAGUUGAGGUAUUCUGGGGGAAAACCUGAAAAAGGCCAUUGACUCAUUGGUGAUAAUAUUUGCCUGACAUGGAAACAUGUGACUCACCUUGUUUCAGAACAAUUGGUUUAUACAGUAGUUACCGGUACUCUGUUCUGUUUUGAUUUCACUACCGAUAUAAUGCUGUCAACAGAGAAAUAAACGGUCAUUUUCCCAGCUAGCACCUGAAAA
Messenger RNA from Oncorhynchus mykiss (rainbow trout), 2375 nucleotides. RefSeq names its product ubl carboxyl-terminal hydrolase 18. Gene Ontology annotation, molecular function: cysteine-type deubiquitinase activity. Gene Ontology annotation, biological process: protein deubiquitination. Gene Ontology annotation, cellular component: cytosol; nucleus. The record is from RefSeq and is a predicted model, not a curated record. Lineage: Eukaryota; Metazoa; Chordata; Actinopteri; Salmoniformes; Salmonidae.